Messenger RNA from Vitis riparia (riverbank grape), 1045 nucleotides. Its product is annotated as myb-related protein B-like. The coding region runs from base 359 to 1045 and encodes 228 amino acids. The record is from RefSeq and is a predicted model, not a curated record. Lineage: Eukaryota; Viridiplantae; Streptophyta; Magnoliopsida; Vitales; Vitaceae. The transcript has 3 exons.
UGCACCACCGUCUUCCGUUGCCGCAUGCCCAUUUCCGUUUGGCAUUUUGAAACUUAUGUUUCGACAGCUCAAACGGAACUAAAGGCAGAUCCCCUCAAGUCCGAUGGUGGAAAAGGUGCUUGAUGGAGGGAUGCACCACCGUUUUCCGUUUGUCAUUUGGCUGCAUGCCCAUUUCCGUUUGGCAUUUGGCUUCAAACAAACUGAGCUUAUUUUUCGUCAACUCAAACGGGAACUAAAGGCAGAUCCCCUCAAGUCCGAUGGGGUGGUUCAGUUUGUCUCACUGCUAUAAAUAAUACACCACCUGAAGCUUAGCCAUUCACAAUAUUAUUUCUUCAAGCUCAGUCAUUGGCAAUUCAUAAUGGCAAGAACACAGCAGAAGAAAUCGCUAUGGACCCCAGAAGAAGACAAUAAGCUCAAAGAAUUUAGGCGCAAAUACCCCAAUCUAUCUUGGCCAGCUAUCGCAAAGCAGGCAAAGCUGAACAGGACUGGUAAGAGUUGUUGGGAGAGGUGGGAGAACAAUCUGAAUCCUGAUAUCAACAAAGAUGAAUUCUCCCGAGAGGAAGAUGACAUCAUCAUCCAGCAAAUGUCGCUUCCUCAGAAUAGCUGGGCAUCUAUGGCAAAAAAUGAUCUUCGUGGGCGAGCUGCUAAUGCUAUCAAGAACCGGUGGAACCACCGCUUGAAGAAGAGACAUGCGACUAUAAGUGACCUUAGGCGACACCUUCUCUACCUAGAGGAACACCUCAUGGAUGAUGAGGCUAGUGAUCACUCUGUCCGGGGAGGUGACCUUGAGGCUUUGAUGGCCGAGUUUGCUUCUUUGAUUCCCAACGUCGAUCCAAGUGAGACUAGUGAUCACUCUGUCCGGGGAGAUGACCCUGAGGCUUUGAUGGCCGAGCUUCCUUCUUUGAUUCCCAACGUUGAUCCAAAUGAGACUAGUGAUCACUCUGUCCGGGGAGAUGACCUUGAGGCUUUGAUGGCCGCGUUUGCUUCUUUGAUUCCCAACGUAUAUUCAAGUGCAAUUAGUUCGAUUCCUGAACACACCAGCUGA